UGUGCAGGCGACUGCUACACGUGCAUUGGAGAAGACUAUCGGGGUAAGACGUCCCGCACGGAGACGGGGAGGGAGUGUCAACGCUGGGACCAGCUGGAACCUCACAGACACAGCUACCAGCCACACAGUUUUCCCGAGCGUGGCCUGGUGAACAACUACUGCCGCAACCCAGACGGGGAGCCCAGACCCUGGUGCUACACCACGGACCCGGAAAAGCGGUGGGAGUACUGCGCCGUGGCCAAGUGCGAGGGGUCGCCCCCCACAAACCCCGACCUGGAGGUCACCUUGACCUGCGUGAAAGGUCAAGGGGAGGGCUACCGGGGCACCGUCUCGGUCACCGUGUCGGGCCGGACCUGCCAGGCCUGGGACUCGCAGAGUCCACACGCUCAUCGUAGGCGGCCAGAGGUCUACAGCUGCAAGGGCUUAGAGGCCAACUACUGCCGCAACCCGGACGGGGAGAAGCUGCCCUGGUGCUACACCGCGGACCCGGAGCGUCGCUGGGAGUACUGCAACGUGCCCUCGUGUGCCGGUGGGACCACUGGCAGCUGCUACCACUGCAUCGGCGAGGAUUACCGUGGCACGGUGGCCAAGACCGAGACGGGCAAGGACUGCCAACGCUGGGAUGAGCAGACCCCGCACAGGCACACCUUCAGCCCGCAGAGCUUCGCAGGGAGCGACCUGGCCAACAACUUCUGCCGCAACCCCAACAAGGAGUCUCGCCCCUGGUGCUUCACCACGGACGCCGCGCAGCGCUGGGAGCACUGCGCUCUCUCCAAGUGCGAGGGCGAGCCGCCGGAGAACGCCGCGCCGGAGCUGACCACGUCGUGCGUGAAGGGCACGGGGGAAGGGUACCGGGGCACCGUGGCGAUCACCGUCUCGGGCAAGGCGUGCCAGGCCUGGGCCUCGCAGACUCCGCACUCACACACCCGCACGCCUGACGUCUACAGCUGCCAGGGCCUGGUGAGCAACUACUGCCGCAACCCGGACGGCGAGAAGCUGCCCUGGUGCUACACCGCGGACCCCGAGCAGCGCUGGGAGUACUGCGACGUGCCCUCGUGCGGCACCGGCGGAGCCGUCGCCGGCGUCGCCGAUUCCCAGGCGGGGACGGCUCAAGUUGCGCAGCCUCCGCAAGUUUCACCGGAGGCCGACUGCUUCACGGGCCUGGGGCUGGACUACCGCGGCACUGCCUCGGUCACCCGCUCGGGCCUCCGCUGCCAGGCCUGGGAGUCGGACGAGCCCCACAAGGUGCGGAUGCACACGCCAGAGAUGCACCCGGACGCGGGACUCAGCGGGAAGUUCUGCAGAAACCCUGACAAGGAUGCGCAAGGCCCCUGGUGCUACACCAUGGACCCCCGCAAGCAGUGGGAGCACUGCAACAUUCAGCGCUGCCCGAGUGGAGAGAAGUGUGGUGUUCAAGUGGAGAAGCCCAAGGUCUGCAUGGGGAGGAUCGUGGGUGGAUGUCCGGCCAAGCCUCACUCGUGGCCCUGGCAGGUGGCCAUCCGAAAGAAGCUCUACAGCUUCAGCAGUCAGUUCAGGCCGCACUGCGGAGCGACUCUCAUCGACCCCUCAUGGAUCCUCACCGCCGCCCACUGCGUCAACAGCUCGGACGUCCGCCUCUACCGCGUGCUCCUCGGCGUCCACAACGAGCUGGCGCCGGAGCGGGAGGCCUGGCAGACGGUGCCGGUGGCGAGCAUCCACACGGAGCCCCGCGGCGUGGACAUCGCCCUGGUCAAGAUCGCGACGCCGGCACAGCUGACCGACCGUGUGUCUCUCGUCUGCCUGCCCGACCCUGACCAAGUCCUGGCACAUGGCACCGACUGCGUCAUCACGGGCUGGGGGGAGACGCAGG
Messenger RNA from Petromyzon marinus (sea lamprey), 1849 nucleotides. Lineage: Eukaryota; Metazoa; Chordata; Hyperoartia; Petromyzontiformes; Petromyzontidae. The record is from RefSeq and is a predicted model, not a curated record.